Molecule: messenger RNA, 3800 nt
Organism: Cyprinus carpio (common carp)
Lineage: Eukaryota; Metazoa; Chordata; Actinopteri; Cypriniformes; Cyprinidae
Product: calnexin-like
Exons: 15
Coding region: 133-1926 (597 amino acids)
Biological process (GO): protein folding
Cellular component (GO): endoplasmic reticulum; endoplasmic reticulum membrane
Molecular function (GO): calcium ion binding
Source: RefSeq, a predicted model, not a curated record
CGUGUCUAAGCGAGAACAGUAGCCAAUUGGAUGCGCGUGGAAGGCGGAGCCUCUGUUUCUGGAUUCCUCGUCCACAGCCACACGUGACGCGCUGGAGUCGCAGGCGGAGUGCAGCAUCAGUGAGCACGGACUAUGGAGCUGAAGAUGCGGUUAUGUGUGGCACUGCUCUCUCUGAGUCUGUGUCUGGGCCUCAUGGGUCAUGUGAGGGCGCAGGAGGAGGCCGAUGACAUGGAGAUGGACGUGGAAGAUGCCAUCGAUGACAUGCAAGAGGAAGAUGUUGAGGAAGAGGAACAGCAAGUCCCUGCUUCCCCGCCAGUGCCCACGGUGACAUAUAAAGCCCCAGAGCCGAUGGGAGAGCACUACUUUGCGGAGUCAUUUCAUAAAGGAACACUUCAUGGAUGGGUUUUAUCCCAGGCCAAGAAAGAUGGCAUCGAUGAGGAAAUUGCAAAGUAUGAUGGUAAAUGGGAGGUUGAGGAGAUGAAGGACACUAAACUCCCCGGAGAUAAAGGGCUGGUGUUGAAAUCUAAAGCUAAGCAUCAUGCCAUCUCUGCUCUUCUACUGCGACCUUUCACCUUUGACACCAAACCGCUCAUCGUCCAGUACGAGGUGAACUUCCAGACUGGCAUUGACUGUGGCGGCGCUUAUGUUAAACUGCUGUCUCAAACCCCUGAUCUUGAAUUGGAGGAGUUUGUGGAUAAGACGGCGUACACCAUCAUGUUCGGGCCUGAUAAGUGUGGUGAGGAUUACAAACUGCACUUCAUCUUUAGACACAAGAACCCAAAAACCGGCGAGUUUGAGGAGAAGCAUGCUAAGAAGCCCGACGCAGACCUGCGCACAUACUACACCGACAAGAAGACCCACCUCUACACACUGGUGCUGAACCCUGAUAACAGUUUUGAGAUCCUGAUCGACCAGACGGUGGUGAACAGCGGCAGUCUGUUGAAUGAUAUGACUCCCCCCAUCAACCCCCCGGCCGAGAUCGAGGACCCCGAUGACCACAAACCAGAGGACUGGGACGAGAGACCCAAGAUCCAGGACCCAGAUGCUGUCAAACCUGAGGACUGGGACGAAGACGCUCCUGCUAAGAUUCCUGAUGAAGAUGCUGUGAAACCCGACGGCUGGUUGGACGAUGAGCCGGAGUACAUCAGUGACCCCGAUGCCCUCAAGCCAGAAGACUGGGAUGAGGAUAUGGACGGCGAGUGGGAAGCACCUCAGAUCCCCAAUCCUGCCUGUGAAACCGCCCCCGGCUGCGGCCUGUGGCAGAGACCAGUGAUCGACAACCCCAACUACAAGGGCAAGUGGAAGCCACCAAUGAUUGACAACCCUAAUUAUCAGGGAGUGUGGAAGCCCAGGAAGAUCCCUAACCCAGACUUCUUUGAGGACCUGCACCCGUUCCGUAUGACUCCAAUCAGCGCCGUCGGUCUGGAGCUCUGGUCCAUGUCCUCUGAUAUCUUCUUUGACAACUUCUUCGUCACCUCUGAUCGUAAUGUGGCCGAGCGAUGGGCGGCUGAUGGCUGGGGUCUGAAGAAAGCAGCUGAGGGAGCCGCAGAGCCCGGUCUGGUGAAUCAGAUGAUAACAGCUGCUGAAGAGAAACCCUGGCUCUGGAUCGUCUACGUCUUGACUGUGGCUGUGCCUCUGGUGCUCAUCAUUGUCUUCUGCUGCACCGGAAAGGUAAGUGUGUCGUCCACAUCUGCUGCUGAGUACAAGAAGACCGACGCACCACAGCCAGAUGUGAAGGAGGAAGCCGAGGAAGAGGAAGCCAAGGAGGAGGAAUCAGAAGCAAAGAAGAGUGAAGAAGAGGACUCCACAGGAGAAGCAGAGGAGGCUGCGGGGAAUGACAACAAAGACGGCAACACAUCCAGCGAGAAAUCAGAGGACGACAUUCUGAGAAGGUCUCCCAGAAGCAGGAAACCGAGAAAGGACUGAUGGACUUCCUGAAUCUGUAUAUCCCAACACCCCUCUCCUCCCGCUCCAUCUUUCCUCCCCUCACUCCCACGUCCCCUCCUGCCCCGUCCCCCUUCUCCAUCCCUGCCGCCACGAUGAUGGUCAGCGCGAAACAGUGCGGUCUGCCACUCGACCAGCAGCCAAACGAACGCCUCCUCAAGCGGCCUUGAGGAUGUCGAUGGUUACCACAGCGACGAUGACGCUCAAAUAGCAUAGAAACUUUCUCCGUAACUAACAAUGAAACACAAUCUUUGUUACCAUUCCUGAACUUUCAGCUGUCACACACACACACACACACACACACUUCCAGACAGUGUUCCUGAAGCCUAACACAUGACCACACUAUGGCACACUUGGUAUUGCAAGGUUUACAGGCCAGCAGCUUUAUUCCUUUAUUCUAGAAUUACUCAAGAAGCCAUUGGUGAUUGAUUGGAUAUAUGUUCAUUAUAAACUAAAACUUGAUUGCUUGGAUAUACACCUAGGUUUUAACUAGUUUAAUUUUCUGUUCCAUGAGGUUCAUCAUUUUGUCGUGACAUAGACUGAGUGUCCAGUAAAAGGCCAAACCAUGACCUCAGUAAGGUAUCCAGGGAGAAUGCCAGGUAGAUUCGUAGGCUCUAGUGUACUGCCUUACUUGUAGGAUACAAGAUUUGCUAAUAUUUGUUUCAGUGAAUGUACUGUGAGUUUUUUCUGUUUUAUUUUUUCUUCUUCUUUUGUUUUUGCUAUUCAAAUGGAGUUUUUACUAAAUCAUGGAUUGCUGUACAAAUGUGUUUUCUGGUCUUGAACUGAUGUAGAUUCUAACCUGCUCAGCCCAGUAACGGGACAGUUUUUACUUUCUUGCCCUCAUUGUGUUAUGUGUAUGAUGGUAACUGUGGAAAUUUUUCUCUUUUCUCACUGUGAUGUCAUAUCCUGUCCAGCCAAUAUUAGCAGCAGCAGCAGCUUCCAUUUCUUUGAACCAAUUAUGUUCACACCACGAAAGAAUGAGGACUAAGUUAUUUCCAGUUUGAAUGUUUAAGGGUGAAUCUCGUGUCACAUUUCAGCCUGAUGGAAAAAGAAAACAAAAUAAUAAAUUCUACAAAUUAUUGCACUAACAAGAAUGUGCAUAGAUAGGCUUCAUUUUUAGAUAAAAUGUCAUUUGUUUUGCGUUUCUGUCGAAAGCUGGAAUGUGGCAUGGAUUUUGUCCAAAACUCUGUUUUCUAGAAAGUGUCACUCAAAGAGAAAACAUGGAGAGAAAAAAAACUGUCCUGGGUGUAAAGCAAGCUGUUAAAGUUAUUUCCUCCUCCGUUUCUCAUUGACUCCGCCCCUAAAUAUUUGACCCCGAAGAUAUGAAAAAGGCACUAUUAGGGGCUUUCCCUGAUCUAAAGUAUUCUUGAAGUUACUUGUUUAUACUCUCAAUAUGGCAAGCCGGACUCUUCUGUUCCUAUCUCAUCGAAGCAGUCAGGCGAGAUGCCGUAACGUGAGCUCUACCCCAAGACUAACGAAGAGUUGGCACUUUCAAAGGUAACUGAGAAAAACCAAAUCACACACACAUAGGCCAAUAUCUGCUGCUCUGCUCUUAAUAUCUCAUUUUGCUUCCUCUGAUGGGCAUCAUCUCCAGCUGUAAAUGUCCUGUGUGUACACCUGCGUUUUGGGCUGUCUUUCUUUUCUUUUCUUUGUCUUUUGGAUUACCAUUAUUUCACAAAUGUAGGUAAUUAAUAGUGUGGGUGGAUAGGAGGAUGGAUUGAGUGAUUUACUGGCAUCGUUGAACUUGUGAAACGGAGAUCGUGAGUCUGGGUGAUGAUUCUGGUCUUGCUGGGACGGUUUGGCAAAAAUCCAUCAUGUUACUCACAAACUAAAAUAAAAUAAUGAUUUGAACGAUU